This is a messenger RNA of Gadus macrocephalus (Pacific cod), 2275 nucleotides long. It is a transcript of the gene knop1, whose product is annotated as lysine-rich nucleolar protein 1. Lineage: Eukaryota; Metazoa; Chordata; Actinopteri; Gadiformes; Gadidae. The transcript is spliced from 7 exons. Bases 256 to 1827 code for a protein of 523 amino acids. The record is from RefSeq and is a predicted model, not a curated record.
CCUGGUUGCUAGGGACGCUUGGUGAGUUGGUAGCAGGAAAAGGUAGAUUACACUUCCGAGUCAAGGAAAGUAAAGCGCGACUCCACGUGAAUCGCCAAAACGGAUUCGGCCGAGGAAGUGAUCUUCGUUUUAGAAAAACCUGCACGUAGGGCCAAUGAGAUUAUCAUCAACAAGGAUAAUCGACUGGCCCUCCAGAGAGACAUUGACCAGGAAUCACAGCCCAGAGAACCGAAAAUACUUUUGUUAGCACAGGGGAUGGUAACCCUAGACAUGGUGAAAGGCGACAUGGCAGAAGCGGAUGAACGACGUGAAAAAGAGACGCUGGCGAAGGAGAAGAAACAGAAAGGUCGGAAAAACAAAGAUGCAGCCGGCUGUGAGGACGAUAAGAGCUUCAAGACGGCUAAGAAAAAGAAGGAUGAGGUAACCAAGGAAGGUUCUCUAAACACAGAGAAGAAGAAGACGAUGAAGAAGAAAAGGGAGCUUGAAGACCAGGAAGAACCUUCUGGAAAGAAAAAGAAGGAUGAGGUAACCAAGGAAGGUUCUCUAAACACAGAGAAGAAGAAGACGAUGAAGAAGAAAAGGGAGCUUGAAGACCAGGAAGAACCUUCUGGAAAGAAGCAGAAGAAGCUCAAGAAAACCAACCACAAAUCGGUUCAGUCCAAAGCAGAGGAAGAAGAAGUGUUGGCUACGAAAAAGAUCAAGUCUAAAAAGGUCAAGGCCCAGAAUCCAAGUGAGGUGAUAAAUAUAGACGAAAGUGAGGAGGAGGAGGUCGUUGUGAUGAAGAAGACGACAAAGAAGAACAAGACGGGAUCUAAAACAUCUGUGACCAAGACGAUAGCCUGUGAGGAAGAAUCCCAGGGGGUCGAUCAGAAGGCCAAGAAGAGUAGAGCGCAUUUAGAAAUGGGCAAGGACACGCUCGAAACUGUCCAUAAGAAGAAAGGAAAGCAGGAGGAAACCAAGCCUAUCAAAGGGAAGAAAGGGUCCAGUAGUGUUGUGGUCGUGGAGGAAGAUGGUCCAAAGCCAAAGAAGAAAAAGGAAAUAAAGGGGGGGAAAAGAGAGGUUUCCCUGAAGGUCGAGGUAGCCCAGGAGGUGAGCGUCGUCGACGAUAAGCAGCAGAAGAGUAAAAAAAAGAAAAAUGCUAAGGUAGACAAACAGACGGCCGUCAAGGAUAUGGCACAGAAUACGGAGACGUUUGUCUUUGUGGCCUCUGACUCGAAGGGCAAAGUAAAGGGGGGUAUGAAGGGAGCUCCAGAAGAAAUCAAAAGGAAGGCAAAGAAGGAGGAGGUAGAAGUCAGUGUGGACAAGGAGGAGAAGAAGAAGAAGAGGAGAAAGAAGAUCAAAUUGGAGGAGGAGGCCCCUCAGCCACCCCCAGAGGGGACCCCCCACAAGGAUGUGGUGUUCUUGUCGGAAAAAACUGGAAACAGGGACGAGGUGACCAUUAAUCAGGAAAGAAGACUGGCUCUACAGAUGGACAUCGACAAAGAAUCCCAUCCCCCAACGAAACCUUUGGGCUUUGGCCAGUGGGGCACGGCUCAGUUCGAGAGCACUGACAAACAGCAGAAGUUUCUGCGGUUGAUGGGCGGUUUCAAGAAGGAGGGCAACAAUGCUAGUCCCAGCGGGCCCUGCGGCGCGCGGUCCAACAUGGCCCUGGCUGGGGAGAAGCAGCAGGAUUUGCAGCAGGCCCUUCUGGGGGAGUUUGAGCGUGCGCAGUCGAGACGGGUGGAUUUUAGCGCCAGAGGUGCAGGACUCGGUUUUUCUUCCGCGCCACCCAGCAAGAAGUUUUCCAUAGACGCCAAUGCAAGUCGAUCGGUCCGCUUCGACGAUUGACGCAAUAAAAUCGACUGUAGUUGUGGUUCCAGGGACAUCAGGUGCAUGUUGUUUUUUUUAUCUUUUUGUUUUGGUCAACAUAUUUAUACUUGGAGCUCCAUAGGAUGUUAUUGAGAUAAUGCAGGAGGAAUUAUAUGAUUGACAUUAUGCAAGGAGAACUCUACAGGUCCGCUGUAAAAUCCCAGAUCCUUAAAUAAGAAAUAUAGCCUGGACAAACAAGUUGUCUUUUUAGGGUCUAGUGGUUUUAAAUUGUCUGUUUUUAGGAUAAAUAUCUAUUUGGCCGUCCACUCGAAUUUAGUGCAAGAAAUGCCUGUGAUGUACAUACCUUGUAUCCAUUAGGCAUGUGAUUCAAAGUUAAACAUUGAUAAUUUCUUCAUUACCCCGACUUGAAUAUCACAUUGUAUUUUUUUGGAAAUUGUUGACGCAAUAAACUUUGAAAAAAGGUUAA